This is a messenger RNA of Saccostrea cuccullata (small rock oyster), 2016 nucleotides long. RefSeq lists its product as uncharacterized. The transcript has 6 exons. NCBI's taxonomy places the organism in Eukaryota, Metazoa, Mollusca, Bivalvia, Ostreida, Ostreidae. The coding region runs from base 513 to 1658 and encodes 381 amino acids. The record is from RefSeq and is a predicted model, not a curated record.
UGAAAAAAUUUGUAGGUACUUGUAACGAUAUGUCACGAUGCUGCAUUGUCAGAUACAGUAUUUAUACAUGCAUGCUAAAAAGUUAAAUCUCGUAGUAAUCAAUAUAGCAGAAGAAUAAUGAAGAGUACAUACUACAAAAACUGUGCAAUUUGUAGCAAGAUUAAUUUUUGUUUAACAGCUGUUUUUAUUACAUUUUAUUUCGUAUUAUUACUACCAAAUACUGCUACCGUUUGUUAAUGUUAUGCACAUGGUUAUCUUGUACUUGCAAGUAAAUGAAACAUUUAAAAAAAAAAUAAUGAAAAAAUAAGUCAUUUAGGCUAUUUGAUAAUAACAUGCUAAAUGAACAGGUUUUGCUUUUUAAUUCUCCUUCACUCAGUCUUUGUAUAAUGUAUAUUUUUAGACGAGCUGAUCGCCAACCAGGAGAUCAGAAUGAUCGCAUCUGCUCCUGCCACUUUAAGGAUGGUAAGAAGGAGGGGGACUCUGCAUAUUUUGCAUGGAAUGAAGGAUAGGCCAUGGAUUUCUCUGAUCCUGAAUGUACAAAAAGGAGGAAAAAACUCAAAAGUGAGGAGUCCCUGUCAUCUUCACAGAUGGACCAGUUGCAGAUUCCACAAGCACCAAAAUGUCAAUAUCAAGAAAAAUUGAUAUCAGAGCACAAAUACUCAGUAUCCUGCACAUUUAACUGUACUCAAGAAAUGCAGCGCCUCUCAACAGAAAUACAACUGGAAAAGGAAUUGCUUGCCCUAAGAAUAGAGUCUAGUAAAAGGAAGCCAAUAUCAAUCCACGAUAUUAAAUACAACGAAGAGAAGGUCUCUGAUCAGCAGGGGCAUUUUCUCUAUAUAAGAAGAAAAUGGAGACUCCCUACCCACCCGAUGUAUUUUGUCGGACAGUUUUCUGUACAUUGCAGUCACCAAUAUAUCCAAAUAUCAUCACCGGCCCAGACGUCAUUCACUCCUUUGAAUUGUGCUGGUAGCAGUAAGGUGUCAUCAUUUGAGAUGGUCACAGUAUCCAAUACACUGAAGUCACAGGACUCAAAUUUCAUACAUUCUCUGCCAAAAUCUUUUGAGGAUUUUUCCUCUGCUAGAGCAUCCAUGGAUGCAAUUGAAACAAUCCAGGACAUCCCAACACAUAUGGAUAAUCAGGCCAUGGCCUACAGUAUGUACAAAAGUUGCCAUACUUUUAAAGCAGUAACUUGCGUGCCUCCAAAUGGUGCACUUACAUUUUGCUCCAUGCUGUACCCAGGUUCUACUUCUGAUGUAGCUAUUGUACGUCACAGCCAAGUUUUACGAAAGUUCAAAGCUGGAGACCUUAUUUUGGUGGUCAAAGGUUUCACCAUUCAUGACCAGUUGCCCCAGGAUGUCUGCUUAAUUAUAAAAGCUCUUUUAUCGACACGAGGCCAGUUUACCAUACAAGAAGCAGCACUGUGUUACAAGAUUGCUAAAGCACUUAUUCAUGUGGAAAGAGCCAACGAGAGGAUAAAGAAUUACAAGAUUCUCCGUCACAUACCAUCUACUUACAGACCAAUCUCAACAAAAAUAUUUCAACUCUGUUCUUGUCUAACUUGUAAACUUGCAAGCUCCACUUUUGAAAGAAAUUACUUAAAGAUACAUGUACUUAUUAUAAAUUUGCAUUGGCGUGUGACAGUAUACACUAAACAGUGAAGAUAUUCAUACCAAAGUGCAAGGGAUAAGCAAAUUUUGAUUUGUUAUCAAUGUCAAUGGUUAUAUUUAUUAACUUUGUAGUAUGUUGUAAUACAUAUACUUCAGAAAAUGAAAAUCCCUUUUGUUAGCAUGGAUUUAUUACAAGAAUGUUUGGCAAUUCCAUUCUUCAUUUGACAAUAUAAUUUGGAAGAGGGUUUACUUAUAAUUUUAAAUCUCUAGUUUAAAGUAUAUUUACCUUUAAAGCACAACUCAACAAAUUCAUGUUUUCAACAAUUUAUCUAUUAAGAAAGACCAAAAUGUUACAUUUUCACUUUGAGAAUAACAUCUUCAAUUCAUUAAUAAAAUGAUUCUAAAUUUU